Dendronephthya gigantea is the source of this 2584-nucleotide messenger RNA. RefSeq names its product tubulin--tyrosine ligase-like protein 12. The record is from RefSeq and is a predicted model, not a curated record. The coding region runs from base 122 to 2098 and encodes 658 amino acids. Lineage: Eukaryota; Metazoa; Cnidaria; Anthozoa; Malacalcyonacea; Nephtheidae. Gene Ontology annotation, biological process: protein modification process. The transcript is spliced from 16 exons.
UUAUUUAUAAUCUCUAUGGUGCACCCAAUGUACCCGAUACACCCAUUACACCACAGUUACACCAAACACCAUAAAAUAGAUGUAGAUUUAAACAUCUAUAAAUCAGCGAAGCAAAGUCAGCAUGUCGGCUGUUGAGGGGUUAGAGAAAUUUAUAAACGAUCAUAAAUCCCAAUUAUUAAGUUGUGGAGUCCCUGAAAUCUACUGGAAUACGUUGUACGAAAAACUGAAGCAAGAGGUGUUUGAUGCUUACAGCUAUUUUACGUUUGUGUAUGAUGACAAGAGAUCGCUUUAUCCAGUUGUAUCUUGUGAUGGAGGCCUGAAACGAGAUGAUCCUAAUAGUGUGUUCCUGAUUGACCAUGCAUGGACUUAUGAAGCGGAGUUCGCUCGUGCACAAUUAAGGUCAAUACCAGGAUUAGCAAAAAGAAUGGCUUCGUUAAUGGAUCUUUUAGAGGAUAACGAGGAAACUGUGAACGGCGAUAAUGGUGACGAAAAGAAGCCAUUUUCUGAAGAAGCACGAAAGAUUUGUUUGAAGGAUGGCUUUUAUACAAACGAAGACGGCGCAGAACUUCCGAACGAAUCGGUGGUAGAAUUUAUAUUUCAAAAAAUGUGGAAAUUCAAUCAAACCUAUCAAGUUAAAGUGAUGGGCAUGGGACAGGACGAUGAAAAUGUUGAAAGUCCUCAGGCGUCUUCUUUGAAAGAACAAGUGUGUUUCUGGUAUAUCAUGGACGAAUUUGGUUCGAAAAUUCGCCAUUCGGACCUACCCACUGUCACGGUCAGAUGUUUUUACUACGUCGACCGUGAAAUCUCAUACAGUGUUUUGUUUCCUAUACAAGAUCUAGACUACGGAGCUGCUGUCACUCGCGACUUUGCUGCCGGCGUUAACGAUCCUGAAAUUAGGGCGACAGUGUUGUAUCCAUGGCAGCCAGAAAGCUUCGUGUUUGAUGACACAGUUUGUAAGGAUAGUAUUGACGAGAUUUUGUUUCCGAACGAGUCACGAUGCCGAGAAAAAUAUACCGAAGAAUCAGAAGGCGUGCUCUAUUUGCCAAAGAAAAAAACUUACAAUGUCUUCACUGACGUUGAUGUCGUCUCCGAGAGCCUUAAAGCCCCCAAGUAUCGUCUUGUUGAUAAUCCACACGGGGCGGAUAUUAUAUGGCAGAAAGAUCACUUUAAAGAUUAUGCCUCGCUGCAGGAAGCCAAAACACAAUAUAUCAACCAGUUUCCAUUUGAAAACGUACUGACUUGUAAAGAUCUGUUGGCCCGCGUGGUCAACAGAGUGGGCGUACUCUAUCCCACGAGGCGUGAUUGUCCAGAUACCACUCGACCUCCAUGGUUUCAAGAGUCGUAUAACCUGAAUUUUGAGCUGCCGGAUUUUAUACACAAUUUUCGUAAACGCGAGCAAAGAAAAGCCGACAAUGUCUGGAUUAUAAAGCCCUGGAAUCUAGGACGUAGUUUAGAUACCCACGUCACCGACAAUUUGGAUCAAAUUAUCCGAUUACGAGAAACUGGACCUAAGAUUGCUUUCAAGUAUAUCCGCAAUCCUGUCUUAUUUGAAAGGGAAGACGUCGGUAAAGUGAAAUUUCACUUCCGCUAUAUGGCAGCUGUCACUAGUGUUGAUCCUUUGAUAAUAGAUAUUGACGAAGUAUUCUGGAUUGGCUGUGCUAACAAACCUUUUUCAUUGGAUGAUUUUGAUGUUUAUGAAAAGCAUUUUACCACAAUGAAUUAUCGUCAAGAAGUUACACUAAAACAGGUCCAUCAUCACGAGUUCCCGGAAAUGUUUGAUCAUCAAUAUCCGGGUUACAAGUGGCAGGAUGUUGAGAACGAGGUUCACAAGAUUAUAAAAGAACUUUUUGAAGCAGCAACGUCAGAGCUGCCACCUAAAGGAAUUGGGCAUUGUAAAAUGUCUCGCGCUUACUAUGCUUUGGAUUUCAUGCUAAAAUGGAAGGAUAAAGGUUCAGAAAGGAUGCAGCCUGUACUACUUGAGGUGAACUUCAAUCCAGAUUGCAACCGGCUCGUAAAAUACCAUCCAGAUUCUUUUCAUCAUCUUUUUUCAAUUUUAUUUCUCGGAGAAGAAACACCUUGGGGCUGCGUGCGACUGUAGGCUGAGGUAAAAAAGUACCAUGGGGGUGAAUGCUGAUAUUGGACAGGGGGAGAGAAGGCAGGAGCUAGAAGGCGGAAUUAAUGACUGAAGAGCCCCUCUUUUGAAGUCGUGCAUAAAAAUAUAUGUCCAUUCCUACGAAAAUAAUUAUAGAUAUUAUCAAAAAUAUAAAUUUGUGCAAUCUGGGGAUGGAGACGCUAUGAAUAUUAUUUCAAAUAAAGCAAAGACCUCAUAACGAUGUUCAAAAGAUGUGCUGCAUGCAGAAGACACAAUGGCGCAUUAUAAUCUGGGGUUUAUAAUGCUUGAUUUUCGUUAAAUAUUGAUCACAAACACAUUUUCAAUCGUUGCGGGUGGAUGAUGCAAGCAACAUGAUAUUUUAUGUGUAGAUCUCUCGAAUGAAAGCAUUCCUACUUCAUUUUCUAUAUAUCAAACAGUUAUAACGCCCUAUCGUGGUCAUAUGUUUUGAAAACUAAUUUAAUUGAUUUUGAA